AUGGGGAAGUCCUGGAAGGAGACAAGGCUGAGGUUGUAUAAUGCUUAUUUCGAGCCAACGUUCACGACUAAACAAAAUAUUGAGAACCGUCCGCCGGGAAUCGAUCGAGAGCAUUUGAGAUGGUUCCUUGACUAUCGCGCCAAACCUGAAACGAAGUCGGAACAACAAGGGAGAAUAGUCGGAAGAGGGGAGUUAUGGAUCGCAGUGCACAAAAAAAAGGACGGCUCCUACAUGAAUGAUGAAGCAAGAGCAAUCGGUCUUACUUUAAUUGUCAUUGUUAAUUUGCCUGUUAUGUUUAUAGACUUUUUGAACUUCGACGAAAGAAUUGAGGAGAUUGAGCAACAGGAUGAGUCAUCUAGGGUGUUGUCUCAGAAUGAUUCCAUUGCUCAGGUUUUCGGAAAAGAGAAACCGGGUAGAGUACGUGGUGUGGGUUUUGGACCGACUCCUAGUCAACUCUUCGGUCCAAAUUCACAUGGGCCUGGCAACGGAGUCCAACAAGAGGAGACUCAGAGGAAGCUGCUUGAACUGGAGGCACAGCUGGAAGGCGAGAAGUUGAAGAGGAAGGCAAUGGAGAGUGCUCUAAUUUAUCUGUUUCAACGGCAGGGUGAGGAGCUGCCACCAGACAUCGCUGCAGGGAUGAGUUUUGUGGGAUGA
Molecule: messenger RNA, 654 nt
Organism: Arachis stenosperma
Lineage: Eukaryota; Viridiplantae; Streptophyta; Magnoliopsida; Fabales; Fabaceae
Exons: 4
Coding region: 1-654 (217 amino acids)
Source: RefSeq, a predicted model, not a curated record